UCUUGCUCAUUCACUCUGGGCUUUGUGUGAGCGUGCAUCGGUGGCACUCUGUGUUAGCCCAUGUCGGGGAGAGAGCAGACCCAGACGAGAGAGAACGAGGGGGAGACCAAAAGCAUUCUCUCUGCACACAGACAACCAAUAAUCAUUCUGCCUGCUGUCAAGGAAGACUAGUACCGGAUACUAGUACCGGAUAUAAAAAAAUAAGUAACAAAGGAAAAACUGGACUGCCUAAGACGAGGAAUAUUCUAUCACUCACUCACGUGUGUGUGUGUGUGUGUGUGUAUAUAUAUAUACAGUUACACACACAGCAGACUUCUAUUGGUGAAGCCAGCAAACUCACUCACACUCUCAGACAGUAAAAGAGGGAGGAAGCUGCCUGGAUCUUGCCAAAGAGGUGUGUGUGUGUGUGUGCAGCGAGAGGAGAAUGGAGGAGGGCUCGGUGUCUGUGGCCCCAGCAUGCAACUCUACGACCACCAACGCGGUGCUGAACAACCACUGCGCCGAUGACAGUAUCUCAGCGGCGAGUGCGUCUGACGUGCAGGACCGUCUGUCGUCUUUGGAGCUGCGUGUCCAGCAGCAAGAGGAUGAGAUCACCGUGAUGAAGGCGGCGCUGGCCGACGUGCUGCGACGCCUGGCGCUCUCCGAGGACACAGCCACCACCGCCAAGAAACAGACUAGCACCAAAGGCCAGACUCCCCUGCGCGAGGCCUACUCUAUGUCCUGCAUCGCCAACGGCAGCUCCAGCAGCCGCAAGCCCAGCCACAGAGACCGAGACAGCUCCACAGUUUCCGUCACCAGGAAGGAUACCUUCUCCUCAGCUGCCAAGAGGGGUCACAGUGCGAAGCGGGGCACGGGAAUGGAGCGUUCACAGAGUAGUACCUGGGAGAGUGGCGAGGAGAGCAGGAACAAGCUGGUGAAGGCUGCUUCCACCUCCAAACUGCUGGCUAAGGUGGUGAAGAACGCAGACAAGCAUAAAGACCCAGUGAUCAGCCAAGCCAAAAUGUCAACCCGUGAGAAAAACAGCCAAGCAGAGGGAGAUUACAUCAAGAUGUUCAUGCGAGGUCGCCCCAUCACUAUGUUCAUCCCCGCGGACGUGGAGAACUAUGAGGACGUGCGCACAGAGCUGCCUCCGGAGAAACUCAAACUGGAGUGGGUGUAUGGCUACAGGGGGAGAGACUGCAGAGCCAACGUGUAUCUGCUCCCUACAGGGGAGAGUGUAUACUUCAUUGCCUCCGUGGUCGUGCUCUUCAACUACGAGGAGAGAACACAGCGCCACUACCUUGGCCACACUGACUGUGUCAAAUGCCUUGCCGUUCACCCCGAUAAGAUCCGCAUUGCCACGGGACAGAUUGCGGGAGUGGACAAGGACGGCCGGCCGCUGCAGCCCCACGUGAGGGUGUGGGACUCGGUGAGCCUGUCCACCCUGCAGGUCAUCGGCCUGGGCACGUUUGAGAGAGGGGUGGGCUCCCUGGCCUUCUCCAAGGCGGACUCCGGUACACACCUGGCGGUGAUUGAUGAUUGUAACGACCACAUGUUGACUGUCUGGGACUGGCAGAAGAAAUCCAAAAUUGCUGAAAUCAAGUCUACAAAUGAGGUGGUCCUUGCGGUGGAGUUCCACCCUACUGAUGCCAACACCAUAGUAACCUGUGGCAAGUCACACAUCUUCUUUUGGACCUGGGCUGGCACCUCGCUGGCACGCAAGCAGGGCAUCUUCGGGAAAUACGAGAAGCCCAAGUUCGUUCAGUGUCUGGCCUUCCUCAACAACGGGGACAUCCUGACUGGAGACUCUGGAGGCGUCAUGUUGAUAUGGAGCCGGAGCACGGUGGAGCCGGCCCCAGGGAAAGGCCCCAAAGGUGCGUACCAGAUCAGUCGUCAGAUCAAGGCCCAUGAUGGCAGUGUGUUCACUCUGUGUCAGAUGAGGAACGGGACCCUGCUGACCGGAGGGGGCAAGGACCACAAGAUCAUCCUGUGGGACCACGGCCUCAACCCAGAGAGGGACAUAGAGGUCCCUGAUCAAUAUGGAACCAUUCGUGCUGUGGCUGAGGGCAAGGGCGAGCAGAUUUUGGUGGGCACGUCGCGUAACUUCGUCCUGAGGGGGACGUUUAAUGACGGCUUCCAGGUGGAAGUCCAGGGUCACACAGACGAGCUGUGGGGGCUGGCCUCUCACCCCUUCAAGGACCUGUUCCUCACCUGUGCCCAGGACAGGCAGGUGUGCCUGUGGAACUCUGUGGACCACUGCUUGGAAUGGACCAGGCUGCUGGAUGAGCAUGGACACUGUGCAGACUUCCACCCUAGUGGUGCUGUUGUGGCCAUCGGUACUCACUCAGGAAAGUGGUAUGCUCUCGAUGCGGAGACCAGAGACCUGGUGGCCAUUCAUACAGACGGCAAUGAGCAGCUGUCAGUCAUACGCUUCUCCGUAGAUGGCACCCUGCUGGCAGUGGGAUCACAUGACAACUUCAUUUACCUCUAUACCGUGUCGGACAAAGGACGCAAGUACACCAGAUACGGGAAGUGCAUUGGACAUUCCAGCUACAUCACACAUCUUGACUGGUCCCCCGACAACAAGUUCAUCAUGUCCAACUCAGGAGACUAUGAGAUCCUCUACUGGGACAUUCCAAAUGGAUGCAAGUACAUCCGUAACCGUUCUGAGUGUAAGGACAUUGACUGGGCCACCUACACCUGUGUGCUGGGCUACCAUGUCUUCGGAGUGUGGCCUGAGGGUUCCGAUGGCACAGACAUCAACGCCCUGAUCAGAUCCCACAACAGGAAGGUGAUCGCUCUGGCUGAUGACUUCUGCAAAGUGCACCUCUUCCAGUACCCCUGUGCCAGACCCAAGGCACCGAGCCACAAAUAUAGCGCCCACAGCAGUCACGUGACUAAUGUGACCUUCAUGCACAACGACAGUCACUUGGUGUCCACGGGCGGGAAAGAUACCAGUGUCAUGCAGUGGCGUCUGGUGGAGAAGACCCCCUCAUUGGUCCCCAGCGACUCUUCCCUCUCUCUGGGGGAGGGGCUCCUGCAUAACUCCAACCCCCGCGUCACCAUCCCAGCAGUGCCCCUGACACCCACCCCCACCGAGCCGGCCGUGACGCCAAUCGCAACCCCAACUCCGCCCUCCGUCCUCGACCUGACCUCUGACCCCCCAGCGGUGCCCUGCGGGGAUACGGCCAUCGUCACGCCUCCCCCACCACCCACCAAGCCCACGACCAAUGGACGGCAGGAGAGCUCCCCUGAAACCCCUCCCUUAUCCGGGAUGACCCCACCUCACUCAGAGUCUACCCCACCCCCUCCCACAGCACGCUGAGCCCCAAGGACAGCCUGGACCCCAGCGAUGACACGGCCACUCCUAGCGACGAGGGCCGCCCUUUCACCCCACCCUCGUAAAGAGCGUCACUUGUGAUGCAGCCUAGUGCGCUCUCCUGCUCAGCACUCCCCCCUGGAGGCACCUCGAUGUCACUGCGUUUCUCAGGAGAAGCGCAGCAGGGUUCAAUAUUUGCUGUUCAGGUUUCCUUUGUUUUUCUUUUUAGUUUCUUUUCAUGCUCUUCUUUUUGUUUUGUUUUGAAGUCUGUGUUAAUUGGAUAAGAAUGGAGGGUGUAAGUGAGACAAGCAGUGAUAUUAGUGGCUGAUUUUUUUUCCGCUGUCACUCGGCCUUGUGUGAGGAGAGAAUGUUGUGGUUGUUCUGGGUCGUACGGUUAAGUCAAGUCUGCAGAUGAAAGCUCUGUGAGAGAGGGACACACAAGCACACAGACGUGCAAACACUAGCACUAAUACACAAAGACACACAAAAUCACACUCCAACAUCACUCCUUGAUCAGCCAAACAGAUGCAGGAUCAUUUACACAGUUCAAAAACCAUUGUAAUGUUGCUAUCAUAGAUACUCAUAUAGUACUUGAUACCAAGUAUUACUUAUGUCUUUAUACACAAGUAUGUUAUGCUACAAGAGCCUAGUGCCUCAUCCCUGAGCCUAGCGAAUGCUAGGCAGGUACCCCUGGCUAAUGCUCACUCCCCAGUCCAGCCCUUUGUCAAUAAUACGCAUGCAGCUAAUAGCACACACACUCCAUCAUUCUGGACUUUCAAUCAGGUGUGUGUGCGUGCGCGCCUGCAGACUGCUUCAUGGCAAUAAGCUGUUCUCUCUGGUAAGAGUCCCUGCAGGAAACUCAUCCAUCCAGCCUCGCUGUAAAGGCCAAAAAGGACUCUGAUGAAUAAUGGUCCAUAGGAUAUCCUGUGGCUCAUGGACAUUAUGACCACACUGAACCACCAGCGACACACGUACCCAGGUGGCUCACUCACCUGCUCGCCCUACCUUAAACGUGCUACCAUUUUUUUGCGUUUCUUUUCAUUUUUAUUUAGGAUUUAGACCUUUUUAAAAGCUCGUUCUGGGGAGUGUUCCUUCUCUGCUCUAUGGACUGAGAUGUUUUUAAGAAAAAAUAUGUUUUUUUUUAAAAAGUCUUGUGUGUGCGAGCUGCCGUUUACACGUUGUGUCAUUCCGGAGGAGGGUUUGUCCAGCUCCCCCCCAUUCUGCAGCAACUCAGGACGGGAUCACGCUCACAGGAAUACACAGCCAACAGAGAGCGAGAGAGACUCUUCUCUUCUACACAGUCUUAUCUUUAUCCCCUCGGUGGGAAUGCGCUGGUACAUUUCCACAGACAUGGCAUAGAGGGGAGAGAGAGAAAGGCUCUUCUGUUUUUCAGCUGGGAAUGGAGAGAGAGUGUUUUUUUUUUAAUGCCUGUCUAUGACUAGGGAGAGAGGGUCCAAUGCUUUCUAUGGCAAGGAAGACUGAAGAAAGGUGGAAGGGAUAUGUACUAAUGUGUAUGUGCUGCAAUGCACAGUAAAGGUUUAGCUAAGUUAUACAGGAUUGAAUGAUGGAAGUAUUUUUCCAGGUUUGUCAUUAUCAGAAAGAAGAGCGAGGACUGUGUAAAAGGCACGUGGUGUAGAUUCAUUUUUUUAUAUAUAUAUAUCCUCUCUGUUGGUGAGAGCUGAGUGAGGGAUUGUAAGUAAAGUGCAUGUCAGUGACGGUGUGGUAAGAUUGGUAGGUGGCAUUGACAGGGUUGUAGUGAAGAGGUAAAGACAUUGGUAAUCCUAGUGAAAGACUGCAUGAGGGCAUGGUUGUAUCAGUGUUAUACAAAUGUUUUCUAACGUUGUCCUCAAAGAUGUAGACUUCCAGCUGGUCCAGCUGACUUCCAACUCUUUCUCUUUUUAUAAUAUAAUUGUCUGUUUUGUUUGGUGUGUGUUUUUCGCAAAUCAACAGCUUGUGCAACAGGGAAUGCUUUAAUGUAGGUAGAUUUUGUCCUGUAGUUUUUGUCAUGUGGUUCUGUAGUUGUAGUGAACAUGGGAUUGCCUUCCCAGAAUGCUCUGCUUCUGAGUGCAUAGAACGUGAACACACUUGUUUAACCCCGUACAAUAUCUCAUGACCUCAGAAUACGCCUCCUACAAUGACAGGUGUCAAUGUAUGACUCAUACCCUAGGACAGGGGUGAAUGACUCAUACCCUAGGACAGGGGUGAAUGACUCGUACCCUAGGACAGAGGUGUAUGACUCGUACCCUAGGACAGGGGUGUAUGACUCGUACCCUAGGACAGGGGUGUAUGACUCAUUCCAUGGAGGGCCUAGUGUCUGCUGGUUUUUGUUUUUUCCUUUCAAUUAUGACCUAGACAACCAGGUGACGGGGGGUUCCUUACGGGUAAUCAGCGACCUUAAUUCACCAAUCAAGUAAAAUGGCGGAGCGAAAACCCACACAUUCGGCUCUCAGUGGAAGGAGGUUGACACGUGCCCUAGGAUAUCUGGAGUCUCUCCAGAACGCUAAAACACCUGUUUUCAGGGCGCCAUGUGGUCUUGCUAGAUCUUCCCAUCCAAUAAUUGUCCAUUUUGUACAUUCAGGUGUGGCUACUUUAUGUAUAUAAUGGUAUGCCUGUGUGUGUGUGUGUGUCUGGUUUAUUCAUCUUGAGAUUAUACAGGUAACUGCCAAAAUAAAGGAAACGCCAACAUAAAGUGUCUUAAUAGGGUUUUGGGCCACCACGAGCCAGAACAGCUUCAAUGCACCUUGGCAUAGAUUCUACAAGUGUCUGGAACUCUACUGGAGGGAUGCGACACCAUUCUUCCACGAGAAUUGCCUUCAUUUGUAGUUUUUUGUUGAUGACGGCGGUGGAAAACACUGUCUCAGGCGCGCGCUCCAGAAUCAAUUGGGUUGAGAUCUGGUGAAUGAGACGGCCAUGGCACAGGAUUUGCAUUGUUUUCGUGCUCAUCAAACCAUUUAGUGACCCCUUGUGCCCUGUGGAAGGGGGCAUUGUCAUCCUAUGGGGGGGCAUAGCCAUGGUAGUCAAGAUAAUGGCCAAAAUUAUACGUUACCCUAAGUAUAUGUUAAUUGUUUAAUUAACUCAGGAAACACACCUGUGUGGAAGUACCUGCUUUCAAUAUAUUUUGUAUCCCUCAUUUACUCAAGUGUUUCCAUUAUUUUGGCAGCUUCCGGUAGAUCCACUGAACCAUUACUCAGUGCUUUCUUUCACCACUAGGAGGCACACUGCAGCUCACCCACAGGCCAAGCAUGUACAUACAUAUGCAGUACAGUGUGGAAUAAUUGCUCUUUGAGUCAUCAUAAACUACGGUCCCAAAUGUGCUCUUCUUCCCCUGGCAGAUGUUAUGGUGGGACAGUGAACUGGCUUUGAGAGUGCCUCCACCCGCAGUCUAUCUGGGGAUGUCGCUCCUCUUGUUAUUCAAGGAUAUUCAUGGCCAACUCAUCUCACCCCAUUUAGGCUCGGUAGUGGUCUGCCAAUCAGAGUCCUACAUCAGAUAUGUCCCUUGAAUGUUGCGCUGAUGAAUUUCCUUGCCAUAGUGAGGGGAGUGGGGGGUGAGGUGAGGUGAGUUUUGCCUAUGUUGGUUAAGGGGAGGGAAAUAUUUUCUUUUAAGGUAGGGAGGGUUAGUAAGGUGUGGGAGAUGUGGACACCAGGGCAUCCUAUGUACUGGGCCCUGACAAGGAUCUGAUAUUUUUGAGAGACCGAGCGGUUCAUUUAUGUCUAUUCAACCAAUCCAUCUUUUGAGGGGAAUUUUUCUGAAGGGCUUGUACAGAAUCAUGUUUUCAAGUUAGAUGGGCUAGUAUCCAAAACACACAAAGGGAAGCGAGUUUAUACACAAAACUCCUUGACUGGUCUGAAACCUCAUCCCUGUGAAUGUAUGUCGAAGUGUCCUGGGGGGGUGUCUUCCCCCAAAACUCCUCUGCAAAAUGGCUGGCACACCCAUGCCAAUCGUCCUAGGGAAAAUUGAGUGGGCAUAUAUGUGUGCCCACUCUGAUUAUCAAGUCUUUGGGUUGGGGGAGGGCAAGGACAGGUGCAACCUUUUGUUGAUAUUCAGAAUAAACGGUCAUCACCACCCAUGAUGAUGGUGAUACUGAUAAUGACAAUGUUGAAAUUAUAUAAUGUUGGUAAGAUAUGACUGACAAAUGUUUCACAUGACAAUGUUUGAGCCAAUCUGUCUCUCAUGCAUUCCUGUCAAUAGACAGAAAAAUACUGAAGAUAAAAUAAAUUAAAAAAAAUGGAAAUAAACAUC
Messenger RNA from Oncorhynchus tshawytscha (Chinook salmon), 7538 nucleotides. Its product is annotated as EMAP like 4. Gene Ontology annotation, biological process: microtubule cytoskeleton organization. Gene Ontology annotation, cellular component: mitotic spindle. The record is from RefSeq and is a predicted model, not a curated record. The transcript is spliced from 23 exons. Gene Ontology annotation, molecular function: microtubule binding. Bases 425 to 3304 code for a protein of 959 amino acids. NCBI's taxonomy places the organism in Eukaryota, Metazoa, Chordata, Actinopteri, Salmoniformes, Salmonidae.